UAGGGUCGUCAUUGAAUGUAAUAUUCAGAACACCAUUCACUAUCAGACAAGAUGGAUCGUUGGAAUAAUAAAGUUGCAGUGGUGACUGGUGCCAGUUCUGGAAUUGGUGAAUCUCUUGUUAAAGAAUUAGUGAAAAAUAAUGUCAAAGUCGUUGGUUUGGCAAGAAGAAUUGAGAAUAUGGAAAAAAUCAAAAAUAAUAUAAAAAAUCAAAAAGGUGCAUUUUAUCCAAUAAAAUGUGACGUCUCCAAGGAAAAUGAUAUUCUCAAAGCUUUUCAAUGGAUUGAAAAAAAUUUAAAAACCGUCGAUAUUCUCGUUAAUAAUGCCGCUGUAUUGACUUCAGAUUUGUGCAUCGAAAGUUCAACGGAAAAUUUGAAAAAUGUUAUCGAUGUAAAUUUAAUUGGUACAGCACUCUGUACUAGGGAAGCUGUGAAAAUAAUGAGAGCAAAUAACAUAGCCGGUCAUAUUAUUAACAUAAACAGCAUUGCGGGACAAAGAGUUGCAUUUUUUAACAAUUCAGGUUUCAAUAUGUACAGUCCAAGUAAAUAUGCCCAGAAGGCCAUGAGUCAAGUGGUCGAAUUAGAACUUGAACACGUUAAAAGUCCGACAAAAGUUACUACAAUUUUUCCUGGAUUGGUCAAAACGGAAAUGCCACCACAGGAAGCAUUUAAAAUAAUUCCCUACGUUGAUGCUGAAGAUAUUGUCAAUGGAAUUAUUUAUGCUCUGUCCACACCUCCACAUGUUCAGAUUAAGGAACUUACAAUUACUCCAGUUCCAGGUUAUCAACGCAAAUAAAGAAAAAAAAUUUUGUAAUUCCCAUUUACAUACCUAUUAAUAAAAUUUUAAUAUUAUAUUUAUUA
Leptopilina heterotoma is the source of this 857-nucleotide messenger RNA. Its product is annotated as farnesol dehydrogenase-like. The transcript has 5 exons. Lineage: Eukaryota; Metazoa; Arthropoda; Insecta; Hymenoptera; Figitidae. The record is from RefSeq and is a predicted model, not a curated record. The coding region runs from base 52 to 792 and encodes 246 amino acids.